Molecule: messenger RNA, 1837 nt
Organism: Heterotrigona itama
Lineage: Eukaryota; Metazoa; Arthropoda; Insecta; Hymenoptera; Apidae
Source: the annotation of a GenBank genome assembly
AUGAAUCCCGUGAAACUGCGAUUUUACACCGAGAGGUACGAAAAAGAGAAGAGGCACUUUCGUCUCCGGGAGGAGUUCGUGGCGAUUGCGCGCACGAAACCUCUAACCGGCAAGUUCUACGCGGGGCACGACGCGAUCCCGCCGUCGGAUAUUCGACAGGAGUACGUCGAUUUGAUCUCGAAACGGCUAAUCCUCACGCCGAAGGACGUUUACGCGUUCAAGCCCCCGACGGUGAAUAUGGAGUACGCGAUACAUAUACAUAUAUGCAUACUUAAUAAUCUCGAAUCAAGUAUUGUAUUAGCUGCUUUUUGUGCGCGUAUUGUUAUAAUUUACUACGUAGAAAGGGAAAAUGGAGUGAUGGCUGUGUAUUUUCUGCCCGCGCAAAUUGAAACCACGCAUAAAAAUACGGGUGUACACACGUACGGUUGGUUUUCGGAACCCCUAAUACUACCUCGGACGAACGAUCCGAGGUUACAGUUCGCCCGGAAACAGACGGAUUUCAUCGCUAACGAGCUUCAAAUACGGCACGUUCAGAGAAGCUUGCCGGCCGAAAAGUUUGUAGGAACGCCUUUCAAGUCGCGAUCGUCGAUGUGUGCCAAUUCCGUAUCCUGGCAACGAGCGAGCAACAACACUGAUCCGAGCAGCACACCGACAUGGUACACGUUUCACGCACCGUACCGCAGGCCGCUUCCCGAGGAUAGAAAAAAACACCCAGCACCGAACAUUGUGAUCGGUCCUCCCUUCACGAAUUUCCCCAAGUCCGUCGUCCGAGACGAGAAUGAUCUCGAGAUAAUAAGAGCAAAAAUCACGUGCCCCGGUGUAUGGCUGUGCCCUAACGGGAAAGUAGCGCUGCGCAUAACCAGCUUUGGCUCCACUCUCGAAUCUCACCGAGUAUCGCCGAUUUUUCCACUAUUAUUUCACAACGAGUUUAACUUUAAGAAAACGUUCACACGGCUGGCUGCUUUGACAGAGUUGCAACGGAAUCUGGAACGACAGCCCCUCUACGCGGAACUGAUACAAUGGCUCAGCCCGUGCAACCAGCCCGUUCUUUUGGCUACCUUUCACACCAGCUUGACGGAUCUCCUCUAUCCGGUGGCUCAGUGCAGACGAUUGCUGCCCGGUGUCGACGUCGAUCUGCUCAUGGAUCCCAGCAAAUAUUUCCCCGGUAUCAUAGCACCAAAGAUAGAAAUUUCCACGAACACUGUGAUAGAAGAGGUGAAAACUAUUUACGAUGAGAAUCUCGACGGACAGUACGUGGUCAAUCCAAAGACGAUCGACUCUAAGCAAAAGUGCCACGCUCACAGGAAACGUCCCGUCAAAGGUAUCAUCAGGCAACGAAAAGUUUGUCACAGUCGUGCCAAGACGAUACCUCAGAUUUGCAGCUCCACACGGUGCUGUAACGACGUAGAAUACUCGUAUCGAGAUGGACUCACCCGGACCAGCCCGAUGAAACACGAUAUUUGCAUUGACACCACCGACACCAUCAACAUGGAGCUCGAUCCAUCGAUAUCAAGAUAUCGCCGAGUCCCCUCCGUUUGUGGCAAUCUGCACAUCUUCGACAGCUGCCCCGUCUGCUUCAAGUACAAGUGUUAUUUUUCCAGCAAAUGCGACAAAUUGCUCGAGAACUCGACGAACGGUCGCGCUCGUCUGCAGAAAGACGACUCGAAACGACGGGCAGUCCUUGGGCAGCAAGUCGACCUUGUUGCCAACCAGAAAAAUCGGCGUGAAAGGGUGUAAGAUGGUCUUCAGAUCGGGCCAAAUGCAACAAGGGAAAUCGGUCACAUCGAUUAUCAGGACGAUGGCGCAUUUCCUGCUCUUGAUCACUUUCAACAGCCUG